AGCCCUGCAGGAGGAGGCCAAGCUCCGCCCCUCUGUGGCCGAACUCUCAGGUAGAUUCAAAGGUUCGACUCCUGCACUGAAAAACGAAACAGAUAAAGCUGUCAGACGACGUCCACCACGGACCUUACAGCUUCCAAAAACCCAUGGAGGUGACCAAGAGGCUCCGCCUCCCAUCACAUCUCCUAAAGCCAAGAGGAACUCUGCUCUUAUCGAGAAGCUCCAGGCCAACCUCACUCUCUCUCCAAACUCUCCACCUCUGAAGAGCCCCGGCCUCAGACUCCUGCCUCUCGCCUUCACACCGCCCUCCACUGGCUCCACCCCAUCUCCCCAAGUAACCAUGCCCUCUUCAGUCACGCCCACCAGCCCCAUCCCCACGUCUCCGUUAACAGAGGAAGGCCCAUCCUCCUUUGAAGCUACUCCUUCUGCUGUGGAGGGAAAUAUCCUGUCGAGCAUCAACAAGGGCAGAGCUAGAGUCUCGAUCCGUCGCCGUCCUCCGUCCCGCUGCCACAGGAAGUCCAGCGGUGGAGACGAGGUCAGCGACGUCGCCGACACUAAAGUAAUCUCCCAGAGUGAAGCGGAGGAGCAAACAGGAGUAAUUGGAAGAGGAGGAGGUGAGGAGGUUUUCAUUAAGUACGUUCAGACAGAUGCUUCUUCGCAAACUGAGAAAAAUGAAGAGGAGGAGGAGAUGAAGAUCAUCUCUGAUGGGAGGAAAGAUGAGGGAGGAUUGUCUUCAUCACACCUGAGGAAGGAGGAGAACACUGUAGACAAACCGGAAGCAGUUCCAACUGAAGAAACGAAAGAAAAGAGAUCAUCAUGAUGACAGAACCAACGCGUGAGCGCGCUCACUCUGAGCCCCUGCAGAGCUGGGUGGG
This is a messenger RNA of Nematolebias whitei (Rio pearlfish), 872 nucleotides long. It is a transcript of the gene dub, whose product is annotated as duboraya. Bases 338 to 817 code for a protein of 159 amino acids. The transcript is spliced from 7 exons. The record is from RefSeq and is a predicted model, not a curated record. Lineage: Eukaryota; Metazoa; Chordata; Actinopteri; Cyprinodontiformes; Rivulidae.